CUGUAGUUCUGGAUUAGCUACCUGAAGACUGUAAAAUAAUGAAGUAUUCACAUGCGACUUUUAAACACUAUUCUCUUCUAUGUAAUAUGAGUUUGUAAUUUGGCGUGCCAUUUAUUUGACAAUCUGUUCAGAAAAUUAGCUUUUACCCAUUUAUUCAUUCAAGUGCAUUUGUUUGAAUUCUUGUCUACUACUGAGAUCGUUGGUACAUCCAUGCUGUUGUACCCUACUUUCGGCAUUAAAUCAUCAGACAGGCAAUUAACAUAAGAUGAAACACAACGGGCAUUUCCUCCUUUUUGCAGUCACAUCUGCCUGUAGAGAUCGAGGUGCCAGAGCAUGCAUGCCACGAUUCUUUCGUCUGCCUGGAUUACAGUUGAUAUACAAAGUUUUUCGCCAUCAUGCUGCGAGUCGUGGUAGAGUCCGCUAAAAAUAUUCCGAAAAAGAAAAUUGGAAAUCCGGAUCCUAUUGUUGGGAUUGUUUUUCGAGGUGAAAAAAAGAAAACCAAAGCAAUUGACAAUGAGCUGAAUCCCGUUUGGAAUGAAGUUCUGGAGUUUGAUUUAAAAGGCUCUCUUUUGGAUGCCUCCUCCUUUAUUGAUGUGAUUGUGAAAGACUAUGAAACCAUUGGGAAGGACAAAUUCAUUGGCUCUGCAAAAAUCUCCCUCAGAGACUUAGCCAAUGGUCAGCAAAGAUCCCUGCCAUCAAAAAAUUUGCCUCUCGUGAAUGAAAAAAAUCAGGAAUUUGGGGCAACCAUCAACAUGGUGAUUGGAUACGAGCCACCGGCCGGUGCUGCCGUGCCAACGCCGUAUGAGCAGGCAGAUGGGGUGCAGGCGUCCGGAGACACUGGGGGAGAAACGAAUGAGGAGGAGGAUGUGGAGGAUGCGGACGGAGGGCAGGGGGCGACACCGGGGACGACCCCCCCUCCUGGUCAGCCGAGAAAGGCCGUCCCAAGGUUGAAACGCGCGAACAAGAAAAAUUAUCGGCUGUUGUCCAACAAGCCCCAGGAUUUCCAGAUCCGUGUUCGGGUUAUUGAAGCACGUCAGUUGCCCGGUAACAACAUCAAGCCCGUCGUCAAGGUGAAUCUCUGUGGACAGACGCACAGAACCAGGAUCAAAAGAGGAAAUAAUCCUUUCUUUGAUGAGAUUUUCUUUUACAACGUCAAUAUGUUACCUUCAGAGUUGUUUGACGAGUACAUCAGCAUUCGGGUGUAUGACUCCUUUUCCCUGAGAGCGGACAGCUUGAUGGGAGAGUUUAAGCUGGAUGUUGGCUAUGUCUAUGAUGAACCAGCUCAUGCUAUCCUGAGGAAGUGGCUUCUCAUGGGCAAUGCCGACGACUCCAGCUCCGGAGCCAAGGGAUACCUCAAAGUCAGCGUGAUGAUCAUGGGGGCGGGAGAUGAGCCUCCGAUGGAGAAGAAGGAAGCUGAUGACGAGCAGGACGACAUCGAGAGCAACCUGCUGCUGCCGGCUGGAACCAGCCUGCGAUGGGUCACUCUGACACUGAAGGUGUACCGGGCUGAGGACAUGCCACAGAUGGAUGAUGCUUUUGCUCAGACAAUCAAGCAUGUAUUUGGAGGAGACGGUGACAAGAAAAACAGGAUCCAUUUAGACUCGAUGCAGAUCUGUACAAAAAUAAUAGAGAAAAAUGCAAACCCAGAAUGGAACCAGCGGAUCAAUUUGCAGGUCAAGUUUCCAUCAAUGUGCGAACGCAUCAAGUUGACAGUUUACGACUGGGAUCGGCUCACCAGGAACGAUGCCAUAGGAACCACCUUCUUAAACCUGACUAAAAUAGCGUCCUCUGGUGGCGAGAUUGACGGGAAUUCUGGGAUUUCGGAGGUGGGGUUCCUGCCAGCGUUUGGUCCCUGCUACGUAAACCUCUAUGGAAGCCCCAGAGAAUUCACUGGCCUCGCAGACCCGUACGAGGACCUCAACUUUGGGAAGGGCGAAGGGGUGGCCUACAGGGGAAGAGUUCUGGUUGAACUCACCACCCAGCUGGACGCCAAAGCUGAAAAGAAGAUUGACGACAUACCGAGCGACGACAUCCUUGUGGCUGAGAAGUACCAGCGGCGCAGGAAGUUCUCUCUCUGCGCGGUGUUCCACAGCGGGUGCAUGCUGCAGGAACCUGGGGAACCCAUCCAGUUCGAAGUCAGCAUCGGAAACUAUGGCAACAAGCUGGACUCCACGUGCAAGCCCCUGGCCUCAACAACCCAGUACAGCUGCGCCGUGUUCGAUGGAAAUCACUACUAUUACUUGCCCUGGGCCAACACAAAACCGGUUGUCAUCAUCACGUCUUUCUGGGAGGACAUAAGCCACCGUUUAGAGUCUGUCAACGUUAUCCUGUACAUUGUUGACCGAUUGGAGUCCAACAUCACCUCCCUGAAGACGGCCGUUUCGGCUAAAGUUCCUGAAACUCGCCUGGCCGAGAUCUGGCUCAAACUGAUCAACCACUUGAUUGAAGACCUCAGCAGCUUCAAAAUGCCGGAGCUGGAGGGCAGGGCGAACCUGACGGCCCUGGACCUGCAGCUGAAGAAGAUGCGGGACAGCACCCUGGGGACCAUCCAGCAGGAGGCCGAGAACAUGAAGGAGGCGGCCACCGACGUGCUGGCCACGCUGGGGGACAUCGAGGACUGGCUGGACAAGCUGCAGCAGCUGGCCGACGAGCCCCAAAACAGCAUGCCGGACGUGAUCAUCUGGAUGCUGAGGGGGGAGAGGAGGGUGGCCUACGCGCGAAUCCCAGCCAAUCGGGUCCUGUACUCCACCCUCAGUGAGCAGGCCAUCGGAAAGCACUGCGGCCAGACCCAGACCAUCUUCAUGCAGUACCCCAUGGACAAAAAUAAAGGUCUGAAGGUUCCGGUCCAGCUGCGGGUGAACAUGUGGCUCGGGCUGUCCGCGCACGAGAAGAAGUUCAACAGCUUUUCCGAGGGGACCUUCAGCGUGUUCGCAGAGAUGGUGAGAAGACCGGCCCAGUUUUACGGAAGGGGCACAGCUGAGUGGCGGCACAUUCUCUGCUACUGGGAACUGGAAGGGCGGAGUUUCCUGCCCGACCGGGAAGGGAGGUUGCUGACGGAGGCGGACGCGGGACACACGGAGUUCAUGGACGAGGUGUUCCAGAAUGAGACGCGCUACCCCGGAGGAGAGUGGAAACCGGCGGCAGAACCCUACACGGACGUGAAUGGAGACAAGGCACAGAGCCCAGACGAGAUCGAGUGCCCUUCUGGCUGGAAAUGGGAGGACGAGUGGAGCUACGACACCAACCGAGCCGUGGACGAAAAAGGUUGGGAGUACGGGAUAACAGUCCCUCCCAAUGACAAACCCAAGUCCUGGGGUCCCGUGGAGAAGAUGUACCAUGUGCACCGCCGAAGGAGGAUGAUUCGGCAGCGGCGGAAGGUGGCGGAACCCACCACCCCCUCAGAGAGAAGAGGGCCUCUGGAGGGCUGGGAGUACUCCUCUCUGAUUGGCUGGAAGUUCCACCGGAAGGAGCGCUCGUCUGACACGUUUCGGCGCAGACGCUGGAGGAGGAAGAUGGCUCCCUCUGAUCGCUUGGGCCCGUCCGCCAUCUUCAACCUGGAGGGGGCGCUGGGGAUUGAUGAUGAGGAGAAGGGCUCCAAAAAAGACCCGACCAAGCUGUUCGGUGCCAACACGCCCACUGUUUCCUGCAGCUUUGACAGGUCUUUUAUGUACCACCUCAGGGUCUAUGUUUAUCAAGCUAAAGACCUCACUGCCAUGGACAAAGACAGUUUUUCAGAUCCCUAUGCACACGUGUCCUUUCUGCACGUGAGCAAAACCACCGAGAUCAUCAAGUCCACUCUAAACCCAACCUGGGACCAGACCCUCAUCUUCGACGACAUCGAAAUCUACGGUGACCCCCAGACCUUAGCUCACAACCCGUCCAGUGUGGUUUUUGAGCUCUAUGACAGUGACCAAGUGGGCAAAGACGAGGCUCUGGGCAGGUGCUCCUGCCCCCCUCUGGUGAAGCUGAAGCCUGGAAUGGACGUUUCGCCCAGACUCCUGUGGUACCCCGUAAUCAAGAAGGGCCGGGUUGCCGGGGAGAUGCUGGUGGCUGCCGAGCUGAUCCUGAAGGACAAGGCGAAUGAGUCUAACCUGCCCCUCCUGCCCCCGCGGCGAGCGGAGAGGCUCUACAUGGUGCCGCAGGGGAUCCGCCCCGUGGUGCAGCUCACCGCCAUCGAGAUCCUGGCCUGGGGCCUGCGCAACAUGAAGCCCUACCAGCUGGCCACCGUGUCCUCCCCCAGCCUCAUCGUGGAGUGCGGGGGCGAGAUCGUGCGCUCCGCCGUCAUCAGGAACAUCAAGAAGAGCCCAAACUUCCCCGCAUCGGUCCUCUUCCUCAAAGUGCUCCUUCCCAAAGAGGAGAUGUACACUCCUCCGAUCGUGCUGAAGGUGAUCGAUCACCGACCGUUUGGGCGGAAGCCCAUCGUGGGACAGUGCACCAUAAGCUCCCUGGAAGAGUUCCGCUGUGACCCCUACAGGACCGGGGCUGAGGUCGCCCGGUGCGCCAAAGUGGCUAUGAUGACCUCUGCUGCACCACCUCACACCAUCAUCAACAUUGAGGACCGAAAGCUGGCCCUGGAAGCCCAGCAAGAAGAAAAGGAGAAGGAAGCAGUCGAUUGGUGGAGUAAGUUCUAUUCCUCCAUUGGAGAACAUGACAAGUGUGGCCCGUACCUUCAGAAAGGCUACGACACCUUAAAGGUCUACAACACUGAACUGGAGGAGGUCCCAGAGUUCAGAGGACUGAAUGACUUCUGCAAAACCUUCAAGCUGCAGAGAGGCAAGAACGAGGAGGACGAAGACGACCCUUCAGUGGUCGGAGAGUUCAAGGGCUCAUUCAGAGUGUACCCCCUGUCAGACGACCCGGGCAUCGCUGAACCCCCUCGGCAGUUUCGGGAGCUCCCCGACAGCGGGCCUCAGGAUUGCCUCGUCAGAAUUUACAUCAUCCGCGGCAUCGACCUGCAGCCCAAGGACAACAACGGCAUGUGUGAUCCUUACAUUAAGAUUUCUCUGGGAAAGAAAACUAUUGAGGACCGGGAUCAGUACAAACCCAACACCCUCAAUCCAGUGUUUGGAAGGAUGUUCGAACUCUCCUGCUUCCUUCCGCAAGACAAAGAUCUGAAAAUCGCCAUUUACGACUACGAUCUACUGAGCCGCGAUGAAAAAGUCGGAGAGACAGUGAUUGACCUGGAAAACCGAUUCCUCUCUCGUUUCGGUUCAUACUGUGGACUACCGGAGACGUACUGCAUCUCCGGUAUCAACCAGUGGCGAGAUCAGCUGAAGCCGUCCCAGAUCCUGCAGAACCUGGCCAAGCUGAGAGGCAUCAGUCCCCCUCAAACCACAGACAACGGAAACACCCUAAGCUUCGGAGGCCAGGAGUACAGCCUGCUGGACUUCGAAGCCAACAAAACCAUGCACCAGCACAUGGGCCCCCCAGCUGAAAGAAUCGCUCUGCACGUGCUCAGAAAACAGGGCCUCGUCCCCGAGCAUGUGGAGACCAGGACUCUCUACAGCAGCUUCCAGCCCACACUGUCCCAGGGAAAGAUCCAAAUGUGGGUGGAUGUCUUCCCUAAAAGCCUUGGUGUCCCAGGACCACCCUUUGACAUUACACCUCGUCAAGCCAAAAAAUAUUUCCUGCGCGUCGUCGUUUGGAACACCACCGACGUCAUUUUGGACGAAACCAGCAUCACGGGGGAAAAAAUGAGCGACAUCUAUGUCAAAGGGUGGAUGCCAGGGAUGGAGGAGGACAAGCAGAAGACUGACGUCCACUACAGGUCCCUGGACGGGGACGGGAACUUCAACUGGAGGUUCGUCUUUCCGUUCAGCUACCUGCCAGCGGAACAGCUCUGCCUUGUGUCUAAAAAGGAGCAUUUCUGGAGCCUGGAUAAGACCGAAUUCAGAACACCGCCACGGCUAAUAGUCCAGAUCUGGGACAAUGACAAAUUCUCCCUGGAUGAUUAUCUGGGUACCGUCGAGCUGAAUUUGCACCAUCUCAUUCCUCCUUCCAAGACACCGGAGAAGUGCAGCCUAAAAAUGUUGCCAGGGGUGAUAGGCUCCGGCCAAUCCAAAACUCUGCCUUCCACUUCUCUCUUCGAUCAGAAGUCUGUUAGAGGCUGGUGGCCCUGUGUGAUUGAGCAGGACGGAAAGAAAGAGUUGGGUGGGAAGGUGGAAAUGACCCUGGAAAUCGUGACUGAAUCGGAGGUGGAUGAGAAGCCUGCUGGGAAAGGCCGGGACGAGCCCAACAUGAACCCCAAAUUGGAUCCUCCCAACCGACCUGAUACCUCCUUCUUCUGGUUUACAAAUCCAUGCAAGACUAUGAAAUUCAUCGUUUGGCGCAGAUUCAAAUGGAUAUUCAUUGGAAUCAUUAUCCUGCUACUAGUGUUGCUGUUCUUUGGAAUCCUUCUGUAUUCAUUACCGAACUACAUCUCAAUGAAAAUUGUGAAGCCAUUCAAGUGAGCCUCAUAUCAAAACAGUCGAAUCCACAUGUCUAUAAACAUGGAUGAUGGAACCUGCUGCUUCAUGCUUCUAAUAUAUACAUAUAACUGGCCAUCCCACAGCUGUUGCAAAUUAUGGGCUACCAUGAGUACCAUGAUAGCCCAUAAGCUAGCAUGCACAUGCUUACAUAUUUUAUAUCUUAUCCAUUCACACAGCUGGGCAUUUAGGUUCAGAUUCAACAUAUAACCACAAUGGUAUCUGUCUGUGAAUCUGAAUUAAAAACAAAUAAUGUUUUAUUUUGCACAUUUUUCAUUGACCACACCUCGUGAUUACGAAUGCCGAAUAAAGUAAGAUCCACUUACCUUUUUGUCAUAGAAGCAAACCUGUACAUUUCUGUAGUGAAAAGUUGGCAAAAAAAAAAGUUGGCGAAACACAGUCUAGGCAUCCAGGUGAAACCCCAGCUACAUUUAGCCAGGCUAUAUUUGGGCAAAACCUGAGCUAUAUUGGAGUUAGCCUAGUCCAUGAAUGUCAAAAAUGUCUCUCAACCUAGUUUUCCAUCCCUUUACACAUACAGAUUCCAGCUUUUACUCACUGGGCAUUGGGAUUUUUUUUUUAGAUUGCUGAAGCAGAUGGAGUUCUUUAGUUGCCAGUGCCAGUACCUUGCUCAAAGCUACACAAGUAGCAGUGUUCCAUUCGGGAUUCAAGCCUGCAGCCUCCUGGCUCAGUUGCGCACAUUAGCCCUGCUACGCACAGCCAACACAGUAAUGCAAUAUCUGUUUAUUCCAAAUGUACUACACUUUUAGUGGAAUGAACGCAACCUGUUACUACAUAAACAUAUUAAGUAUUUGACUACAUUAAAGGUUCUCUUAGUGUAUUUUCAUAGCCGUUUUCUUUGGUGAUGCUCAUAAUGAAAUCUAAACCUUUGACUCACUUGCUAAUACAAUAACAGUUAUAUAAUUCAAAGUUUACAUCCCACCAUUUUCACAAUAUGUAUGUUUGUAGAACAGUAAGGAUGGGCUUGGUAGAAUCAGAAACCUCUGCACUGUUUCUGUAGUGGCAAGAGAAAGCCCUUAUAGCCAUGCAGAUGUUAACCAGUACAAAAACAUCAAAUCAUUUCUGGAAAACAAAGGAAAUCAAUUUUGUCAGCUGUGGAAAAGAAAGCCAAUGCAUUAUUUAUUUGGCAAAUCCAUGCAGGAAGGAAGCGCCGAUUUGUUUAGGCUAAUCAGGCGUUCAUCAGGGUGGGGUUCUGGCUUACACGGCAAGAAAUAUUCAGACCCUAUCUGUGCCACUUAAAAGUGUCUUUGCCUUUAUGAAACCAAAUCAUCCCAGCACCUUCCAGUGUUAUUUGAACUGUUAAUCCUUUACAUGACAGCCAGUGUAUACACAUGCUUGCUCAAGGCAAGCGACAUGGUUUUAAGUUUGUAAACUAAUGUUCUCUGGAUUUUUAUUAAUGUUUCUGAUGUGUAAUUUAAUAAAGAUGCAUUAAU
Anguilla rostrata (American eel) is the source of this 7915-nucleotide messenger RNA. Its product is annotated as myoferlin-like. Gene Ontology annotation, biological process: plasma membrane organization. The transcript is spliced from 55 exons. The record is from RefSeq and is a predicted model, not a curated record. Gene Ontology annotation, cellular component: membrane. The coding region runs from base 396 to 6449 and encodes 2017 amino acids. Lineage: Eukaryota; Metazoa; Chordata; Actinopteri; Anguilliformes; Anguillidae.